AUGUCAUCGUCUAAGCCAUAUUCAUUUGUCGGACGAGAUUCGUUUGAUGAUCUAGAUAGCUCGUUGGAUAAAGCGUUACACAGCGCCACAAACAAUUAUUUUCAUUCUUCUAAUAAUAGAAGCAACGGCACAAGGAAUAAUUCACAAAGUUCUGUUAAUGCAAUAGCUUUAGAAACAUUUCGUUCAAGUAAUAACUUUGAUGAACACAGUGACAGUGUACCAUUAAUAUCUAAUUCUAAUAUCUAUUCACGUUUACAGAACCGUUCAAUUUCUUCAUCAUCCACUUCCCUCAAUAUAGCGGCAAGAUCAUUUUCAUCAAAAUUCAAAAAAUUUGUUCGAACUUUAGUUGAUUUCUUUAAAAAUGCAAAAAGGGAGUUGGAACAAGAAAGAAUUAGACUUUCUGGAAGUUCAGAUUAUAGAAACACGGACCAUUCCAAUGUGGCCGACGAACGAUACAUAUCUGCUAAAACAACAAACUUAAAGGCAAACAAUAUUUAUCCAAGUAACUCCAUUUCCAAUGCCAAAUACAAUCCUAUAACAUUUAUUCCAAUAAUAUUGUAUGAACAAUUCAAGUUUUUCUUCAACUUGUACUUUUUGAUAGUGGCGUUAUCGCAGAUAGUUCCUCAAUUGAGAAUUGGAUAUUUAUCGUCCUAUAUUGUACCUUUGGCGUUUGUUUUAACAGUGACAAUGAUGAAAGAAGCAGGUGACGAUAUUGCCAGACGUCGUCGUGAUAAAGAACAAAACCAAGAAUUGUAUGAGGUAUUGAAUCGAAAUUCUUCUGAUGCAUUAAGUAUUGAACCCAAACUAGUACCAGCUCUGGGAUUACGAGUAGGAGAUUUGGUGCGAUUACAUAAGGAUAUCCGUAUACCGGCGGACAUGAUUUUGUUGCAAUCGUCGGAGCUGACAGGUGAAGUGUUUAUAAAAACUGACCAGCUAGAUGGUGAAACUGACUGGAAGUUAAGAAUUGCAUGUGCUGCAACACAAGCGUCACAGAAUACUAAACAGAUUAUUGAUUCUGUUUCUGUAAUUGUAGGGAACCCUUCAAAAUCAAUCCAUCACUUCAACGGACAGUUGAUCUACAAGUCACCUUCGACAACAGGUUCAGCAUCCCCAAUCUCAAAUAAUGAAACAUAUGCAUUAUCUAUUGACCAAACAUUAUGGGCUAAUACAGUUUUGGCCUCCGGAACUGCGGUAGGUAUGGUUAUUUAUACUGGUAUUGAAACAAGACAGCUGAUGAACACAACUAAAACUGGGGUCAAAACUGGCUUGUUGGAGCUAGAGAUAAACGGUCUUUCCAAAAUAUUGUGUGCUGUUGUUUUUAUAUUAUCGUUAGUAUUGGUUUUAGCACAUGGGUUUCCCUUGAAAUCAGCAUGGUAUCUCGAUAUAAUGAGAUUCUUGAUUCUUUUUUCCUCAAUUAUACCAGUUUCCUUGAGAGUUAAUUUAGAUUUAGCAAAAUCAGUUUAUGCUUCUCAAAUCCAAAAUGAUAACUCAAUAGCGGGCACCAUUGUUAGAACUUCGACCAUUCCUGAAGAUUUGGGUAGAAUCGAAUAUUUACUUAGCGAUAAAACUGGUACUUUAACUCAAAAUGAUAUGGAGUUGAAGAAAUUGCAUUUAGGAACUGUGAGUUAUGCUGGUGAUGCUAUGGAUAUUGUUACCGACUACGUCAAAGUAUUAUUAAAGCAUUUGGAUUCUGGUCAAAAGAAAAAGGAUUUGAGCUCGAGGGUUUGUGAGCUUGUUUUAACGUUGGCUUUGUGCCACAAUGUCACACCGACGUAUGAUGAUGAAGGAGAUGUCGGUUUUGGUGAAGUAACAUACCAAGCUGCUUCACCUGAUGAAAUUGCUAUUGUAAAGUUCUGUGAGCUGGUUGGAUUAAAGUUGUACAAACGUGAUCGACACUCAAUAACAUUGCUCCAUGUGUACACCAAUAAGUUUUUGGAGUUUGAGAUAUUGUACAAUUUCCCAUUUAGCUCAGAAACUAAACGAAUGGGUAUUAUUGUGAAAGACAAAAAUAGGGAAGAUAUAUGGUUUAUGCAGAAAGGUGCUGAUACUGUCAUGUCAAGUAUAGUGAGCUCAAAUGAUUGGUUGGAUGAAGAGACUGGAAAUAUGGCCCGAGAAGGGUUACGUACUUUGGUCAUUGGUAAGAAAAAGAUAGGUUCUAAAUUAUUUAACGACUUUGUCGAUGACUAUAAGCAAGCUUCGUUGUCAAUGCACGACAGAGAUAGUGAUAUGCAAAAGGUCGUCAGCUAUUAUUUGGAACAAGAUUUGGAAUUACUUGGUUUGACUGGUGUUGAAGACAGGUUACAACAUGAUGUUAAAACUUCUAUUGAGUUAUUACGAAAUGCGGGAAUAAAGAUUUGGAUGCUUACUGGUGAUAAAGUCGAGACAGCAAAAUGUGUGUCCAUUAGUGCUCGGUUAAUUUCCCGAGGACAAUAUGUGCAUCAAAUUACUAAACUUUCUCACCCGGAUAUGGCGAUGAAUCAACUAGAAUAUUUGCGUAUUAACACCAAUGCAUGCUUGUUGAUUGAUGGAGAAUCAUUGGGCACUUAUAUGAAACAUUUUUCAGAUGAUUUUUUCAAAGUAGUGAUUAAUUUGCCUGCCGUUAUUGCGUGUCGCUGUUCACCACAACAAAAAGCAGACGUGGCUGUUGCGAUACGAAAAGUUACUGGGAAAAGAGUGUGUUGUAUUGGUGACGGUGGUAAUGACGUAAGCAUGAUUCAAUGUGCCGAUGUGGGUGUUGGUAUUGUCGGUAAAGAAGGUAAACAGGCAUCUCUUGCUGCUGAUUUCAGUAUUGAUCAAUUUUGCUAUUUGUCAAAGUUGUUGUUGUGGCACGGAAGAAAUUCUUACAAGCGUUCCGCAAAGUUAGGACAGUUUGUUAUUCAUCGUGGUUUGUUGAUAUCUGUUGCUCAGGCUGUUUAUUCUAUCUCAUCCAAGUUUGAACCAUUGGCUUUAUAUCAAGGAUGGUUGAUGGUUGGGUAUUCUACAAUAUAUACCAUGGCACCUGUCUUUUCACUCACUUUGGAUUGUGAUGUUGAUGAACAUUUGACAAAAUUGUAUCCUGAAUUGUACAAGGAGUUAACAUUGGGCAAAUCCUUAUCCUAUAAAACGUUUUUCAUGUGGGUAUUUAUUUCGUUAUAUCAAGGUUGCGUGAUUCAAUUGCUUUCUCAACGUUUGCAAACAUUAUUGGACAAGAGGUUUACUGCCAUGGUUGCUUUGUCAUUUUCAUGUUUGAUCUACAAUGAACUAAUUAUGGUUGCCAUAUCUAUUAACAAAUGGAACAAGAUUAUGGCCAGCACGAUAAUUCUUACUUUUUUGGCUUAUAUUGGGUCAAUUCCAUUUUUGCUGGAAUAUUUCAACCUCACUUACGUUAGUUCAUUCAGUUAUAUCUGGCAGGUUGGUUUAUUGUUAGUUGUCAGUUUGUUCCCGGUUUGGUUAGUGCAGUACUUAAACAGACGGUUAAGACCACCAAGUUAUGCAAAGGUUCAACAAGAUUAA
Molecule: messenger RNA, 3492 nt
Organism: Candida dubliniensis CD36
Lineage: Eukaryota; Fungi; Ascomycota; Pichiomycetes; Serinales; Debaryomycetaceae
Product: putative aminophospholipid-translocating P4-type ATPase
Exons: 1
Coding region: 1-3492 (1163 amino acids)
Biological process (GO): retrograde vesicle-mediated transport, Golgi to endoplasmic reticulum; endocytosis; phospholipid translocation
Cellular component (GO): plasma membrane; endosome; trans-Golgi network
Molecular function (GO): magnesium ion binding; ATP hydrolysis activity; ATPase-coupled intramembrane lipid carrier activity
Source: RefSeq, a predicted model, not a curated record